Thalassophryne amazonica is the source of this 2107-nucleotide messenger RNA. It is a transcript of the gene scfd1, whose product is annotated as sec1 family domain containing 1. Gene Ontology annotation, cellular component: cytosol; Golgi membrane. Gene Ontology annotation, molecular function: syntaxin binding. Gene Ontology annotation, biological process: intracellular protein transport; endoplasmic reticulum to Golgi vesicle-mediated transport. Lineage: Eukaryota; Metazoa; Chordata; Actinopteri; Batrachoidiformes; Batrachoididae. The record is from RefSeq and is a predicted model, not a curated record.
UCUGACGCACACGUACGUCAGUCUGGUGAUGCCACGUCAUUAGACGCUUCGUCACCACAACAUUAAGCAUGGCGGCGUCCGUCCGGGAGAAGCAGACAGUGGCUCUGCAACGGAUGUUGAACUUUAACACUCCAUCACUGAAGAACGCAGGAGCCGAGCCUGUGUGGAAGGUGCUGAUAUAUGACCGGUUUGGCCAGGACAUCAUCUCUCCGCUGCUGUCAGUGAAAGAGCUGAGGGACAUGGGCGUGACCCUCCAUCUGCUGCUUCACACAGACAGAGAUCCUAUUCCAGACGUACCUGCCAUCUACUUUGUUAUGCCCACAGAGGAAAACAUCGACAGGAUUUGUCAGGAUCUGAGAAACCAGCUGUAUGAGUCGUACUUCCUGAACUUCAUAUCGGCGAUCAGCAGGAGUAAACUUGAGGACAUCGCUAGUGCGGCACUGGCUGCGAAUGCUGUCAGCCAAGUUACCAAGGUUUAUGAUCAGUAUCUGAACUUCAUCACUCUGGAAGAUGACAUGUUCAUCCUCUGUAACCAAAACAAGGAACUUAUCUCUUACCAUGCCAUUAACAGAGCAGACAUCCAGGACACAGACAUGGAGACCAUCAUGGACACCAUUGUGGACAGUCUCUUCUGUUUCUUUGUCACUCUGGGUGCUGUACCAAUCAUCCGCUGUCCCCGUGGAAACGCAGCAGAGAUGGUUGCUGUGAAACUGGAUAAAAAGCUUCGUGAAAACCUGCGGGACGCCAGGAACAGCCUCUUCACCGGUGACAACAUGGCGGCCGGACAGUUCAGUUUCCAGCGUCCCCUCUUUGUCCUGGCAGAUCGGAACAUGGACAUGGCCACGCCCCUUCACCACACAUGGACCUAUCAGGCACUGAUCCAUGAUGUUUUGGACUUCCAUUUGAACAGAGUGCUAUUGGAGGAAGGGGCAGGGGCGGAGCCAUCACCUGCCGGUGCCAGACCAAAGAAGAAGAGCAGGAAGACCUACGACCUCACUGCUGCAGACAGGUUCUGGCAGAGGCACAAAGGCAGUCCAUUCCCAGAAGUGGCAGAGUCAGUCCAGGAGGAGCUGGAUGCUUACAGAACCCAAGAGGAUGAGGUCAAAAGGCUGAAGAGCAUCAUGGGUCUUGAAGGUGAGGAUGAAGGCGCUAUCAGCAUGCUGUCGGAUAACACAGCCAAACUCACUUCAGCUGUCAGUUCUUUGCCUGAGCUGCUGGAGAAGAAAAGGCUCAUUGACCUUCACACCAACUUGGCCACGGCUGUACUCGACCACAUCAAGAGUCGUAAACUGGAUGUUUAUUUUGAAUAUGAAGAGAAACUGAUGAGCAAGUUGACUUUGGACAAAUCUGUGCUGGACAUCAUCACUGACCCUGAUGCGGGGACGCCAGAGGACAAAAUGAGGCUUUUCCUCAUCUAUUACAUCACUGCACAGCAGCCUCCUUCAGAGAUGGACAUGGAACAAUAUAAAAAGGCCCUGCUGGAUGUCGGCUGUGACCUUUCUCCUCUCAUCUACAUCAAACAGUGGAAGGCCUUCACCAAGAUGGCUGCCACGCCGGCCAAUUAUGGCAACAGUGGAGUCAAGCCCAUGGGGCUGUUUUCAAGAGUGAUGAACACAGGUUCACAGUUCGUCAUGGAGGGGGUGAAGAAUCUGGUGCUCAAACAGCAUAACCUUCCAGUCACUCGGAUUGUGGACAACCUGAUGGAGAUGAAGUCGCACCCUGAAACCGACGAUUAUAGAUACUUUGACCCAAAGAUGCUACGAGGGCAGCGACAGUCUUUCUUCUUCUGCAGCUCUGUUCCCAGAAACAAGAACCCGUUCCAGGAGGCUAUUGUGUUUGUGGUUGGAGGAGGAAACUACAUUGAGUACCAGAAUCUGGUGGACUAUGCCAAGUCCAAACAGGGGAAGAAGGUCAUGUACGGCUGCAGCGAACUCUUCAACGCUGCUCAGUUCAUCAAACAGCUCUCCCAGCUCGGACAAAAGUGAGCAGAAAAGCACGGACAUGUCGGACCACAGGUCGUUAUUCCAGUUCUUUUAUACAAACUGUACAUGGACUAAAGUGUUUGUGUUUAGGAUUAUUUCUAAUAAAGUCAAACAGUCUGAACCAA